Colossoma macropomum (tambaqui) is the source of this 6029-nucleotide messenger RNA. RefSeq names its product ArfGAP with SH3 domain, ankyrin repeat and PH domain 3 (gene asap3). NCBI's taxonomy places the organism in Eukaryota, Metazoa, Chordata, Actinopteri, Characiformes, Serrasalmidae. The record is from RefSeq and is a predicted model, not a curated record. Gene Ontology annotation, molecular function: protein binding; GTPase activator activity. Gene Ontology annotation, cellular component: cytoplasm. The coding region runs from base 261 to 3203 and encodes 980 amino acids. Gene Ontology annotation, biological process: positive regulation of GTPase activity. The transcript is spliced from 26 exons.
UGAGCAGCGCGCGCACUGCUUUCUCUCCCCACACACUCUCACUAACUCUCUCUCGCUCAGUCGGUGUGUGCUCGCGGACCGAGGCGCGUGCUGGCGGAUAUGGCUUCGUUCUCGCUGCAGCCGCCUGGUCGUCGCUCUUUCGCGGACCUGAAGGAGUUUUUUUUCCGACUGACGGACUAACUGAGGACUCAGCCGCGCGUGGGACCCGCUCCGUUUCGGUUUUUGUGUUGUGUGUGUUUGUCGCUGUGUCUCGCGCGGCCAUGCCGGAGAAACUGAGCGUCUGUGACUUCGUGUGUUUGACCAGCGAAGAUCUGCAGAACCCGAACAAUUCAGACUUCCAGAGCAGAGUCGGAGACUGCAGGAGCACCGUGAGCGCUCUGGAGGAGUCUCUGGAGCAGGAUCUGAGUUGUCUGCAGAGGAUGAGGAAGAUGGUGAAGAGCAUCCACAGCACCGGACUCAGUCAUGUGGAGUGUAAGGAACAUUACACAGAGGUUCUGGAGAACCUAGGGAACAGUCACCUCUCUCAGGACAAUAAUGAGAUCUCCACCGGCUUCCUGAACCUGGCCGUGUUCACUCGAGAGGUCACAACGCUCUUCAAAACUCUGGUGCAGAAUCUGAACAGUAUUCUGUCCUUCCCUCUGGAGAGCAUCCUGAAGAGUGAACUCAGAGACACCAGACUGGACCUAAGGAAGCAGAUGGAGAGAAGCUGGAAGGAUUACGAUGUUAAAAUGAUGAAGUUGGAGAGGGAGAGGCAGAAACAGGCCGGGUUGAUCCGGCUGGACACUGUGGAUGUGGUGGAGGACAUGGAGAGAGAGAGGAGGACCUUUCAGCUGCAGAUGUGUGAGUAUUUGCUCAAAGUUCAGGAGAUGAAGAUGCGUCAGGGUCCGGAUCUGCUCCAGAGCCUCAUCAAAUACUUCCAGGCCCAGCUGAAUUUUUUCCAGGAUGGACUAAAAGCUGCUGAAAAUCUCAGUCCGUUUGUGCAGAAGCUGGCAGCCUCAGUCCACACGGUUCGUCAGGACCAGGAUGAAGAAGCGAAGAAGCUCUCUCAGCUCCGCGACUCUCUCAGGAGUCAGCUACAGGUGGAUGGCAAAGAGGAAUACUUGAACAGGAAGAAUUCGGGCCAUGGCUACAGUAUCCACCAGCCACAGGGCAAUAAGAAGUACGGCACAGAAAAAUCCGGGUUCUUGCUGAAAAAGAGUGACGGGAUCAGGAAGGUGUGGCAGAAGAGGAAGUGCGGGGUCAAAUAUGGCUGCCUGACCAUCUCACACAGCACGAUUAACAGGCCUCCCGCCAAACUCAACCUGCUCACCUGUCAGGUGCGGCCCAACCCCGAGGAGAAGAGGAGCUUUGACCUGGUGACCCAUAAUCGUACGUAUCAUUUCCAGGCAGAGGAUGAGCAGGAAUGCAUGAUCUGGGUGUCGGUGCUGCAAAACAGUAAGGAUGCUGCGUUAAACACGGCUCUGGGUGGUGAUGAGCUGCAGUGGGGGAGUGGCCUGCAGGACCUGUCUCGCUCCGUCAUCGCCGGACUCCGAAACCUGCCAGGGAACGAGGUCUGCUGCGACUGUGGAGCUCCAGAGCCCAGCUGGUUGUCCACUAAUCUGGGCAUCCUGACCUGUAUCGAAUGUUCUGGAAUCCACCGAGAGCUCGGAGUGCAUUACUCACGGAUACAGUCACUCACACUCGACAUGCUGAGCACAUCAGAGCUGCUGCUGGCGGUCAGUAUCGGUAACAGCAGGUUUAAUGACGUUCUGGAGGCCAACCUUCGAGACGACUCAAUAAAACCUUUACCAACCAGUAACAUGAAUGCACGUAAGGAGUACAUCAUGGCCAAGUACGUGGAGAGACGCUACGUGCUGCCUAAAGAACAGUCGGAGCCUCUGCGUGUGUACGACACUAUAAAGUCCAGAGACAUCACAGCUUUACUGCAGCUUUACGCUGAGGGGCAGGACCUCUCCAAACCUGCCCACAUACCUGAUCAGGAUCUGAAGGAGACUCCUCUCCAUCUGGCAGUGCGUUUGGCAGAGAAAAGUUCUCUGGCUCUGGUUGAUUUCCUCACACAGAACUGUGGCUGUCUAGAGAAAAAGACAGUGGAAGGGAACACAGCUCUACACUACAGUGCGACGUACAACAAACCUGAGUGUUUAAAACUGCUGCUGAAGGGGAAAGCUACCUUACACACAGUGAACUCAGCUGGUGAGACUGCGCUGGACAUCGCUAAGAGACUGCAGCACUCACAGUGUGUAGAGCUGCUGGAGCUGGCUCACAGUGGGAAGUUUAACUCCCAGAUCCAUGUGGAGUACAUGUGGGAAACUCCGCAGGACAUGUACGACAGCGAGGAUGACCUGGACGAGAGGGUCAGCCCACCCAGAAGCCUGCGCUCUCCUCUGCCCCCUGCUGUCAGUGGUGGGAAUAGCCCCUGGAGUUUCAGCACCAGCGUGACCAAUAAAACCUACCAGAAUGUGGACUUUCUGUACCGCAACCCGCCGGCCAACAGCGCCCCCUCUGGCGGCUCCACGCCCCCUCCGCUCCCUGCCAAGUCCAUACAGAGAGGUCGUUCGGACCCUCAGAUCAGCAUCUCAGUGCAGGAAUCUCACUCCCGCCACAGCUCCAGCUCCUCUGGGGGGUCUUUUAGGAACAGCCCCCCCUCCCCGCUGUCUGAGGCCUCGGGAGCGUUGCCUCGCUCACCCCGCUCUGCCACCGCGCUGAAGAGACAGACGGUGUCCUGGGAGGGACAACCUUUACCAACACACAGCUCCAUAGGGCCUGUCGCUUCAGAGAAGACCACAUCAUAUCGGAGAACAAGCAGUGGAGGUCAGGGAAAGUCUGUAUCCGGUUCUCCAGGUUCGGGUUCUCCAGGUUCCGGAAGCAGCGUGGAGGAACUCUACUGCAGUUUGACCACCAGAACACCUAAUGCUAAUGCUCAGGCUAAUGCUAAUGCUAGCCCUAAUGCCUCAGUGCCCCUCAUACUGCCACCACCACGUUCACGCAAGAACGCCAUGUGCUCUGUGAGGCCGCGGCUCAGGAAGGUUCAGGCUUUAGUGGACUGUAUGGUGGGCAGUUCUGACCAGCUGUCCUUCUGUAAGGAUGAUAUUAUCAUAGUAACCGCUGCUGAUGAUCCACACUGGUGGGUCGGGCACGUAGAGGGGAAGCCGUCCAAAAGCGGGUGCUUUCCAGUCAACUACGUGCUGAAGUUGGGAGAAUGAUUCUUCUGGAAAUUUCCAUCAUACCUUCCCAAAACACAACAGUGCUUUCAGCUGAAAAACACCUGCUCCUGCCUGUUAAUAUGGAAACGCUACCUGACACUCAGCCGGGAGUUACCCAGCAGUAAUGUGGGCUGUGGGAGUUCAGCGCUACAUGCUAAUCCUGACACUUGUGAUAUCUUUUAAUGGAGCUAACGCAGUUUUUUGUGGAUUUCUCUUCACGGUACCCACGGUGUGCAUGUAGUUUUUUUUAUCACUAUAACGCUGUUUGGCGCCCCCUACCUGCCAUGUAUAUGCAAUUGUAGUUUAUUUUGCUAGCAAGCUAAUAUAGCUACCUUGGCUGAUUAAAGGCAGGUGAUUUUUGCAACGGUAACCGACAAAUCACAAAUGGUGAAAGAGUUGAAAUCAGUGGUCUUAGAGUGCUUAUUGUGCUGUUUGCGCACCAGUGGCUGUUUUAGACCCUUUUUUUUGCAACCUAAGACUGCAACAACGAAGGUGUAACAAAGUGGCUCCACCCACAGCUAGACAUCCACCAAUAAGAUAAUGGAAUGCCUCAAAUUCCACUGAACGGAAAACGGCACGGCUUGAAAUCCACCAGUAUAAGAAGGGUACAGCUAAACAUCCACCAAUCAGAGAACAGCACAGCUAAAAACCCACCAAUAGGAGAUUGGAAAAUCUGAAAAUCUUCCAGUCAGUGAACAUCACAGCUACAAAAUCUACCAUUAGGAGAACAAGAUGGUUACAAAACCACCCCAAAGGAGGACAACGCAGCUAAAAAUCCACCAAUCAGAAAGCAGCAUGGCUAAAAAUCCACCAAUCAGGGAGCAGCAUGGCUAGGAAAAAACAUCAAUGGGAAAGAAACAUGUGAAUGAUAAAGUGGACUUUAUGAAGAGUGGUAAUAACGAAGCAGCACUUAUUAAAACGUACAGAAAAGCUGUCAAAAGUUUGGGGACAUUUUUUCUUUUCUUUUUUUUUUUUCCUCCAUUUUUUUCCCUGCAAAAGUUUAGUUCAUCAUAAAGCUGCUCUUUGUGUAUAUUUAUCUUUGACACUAAGCUUCAUAGUUAUAAAAGUGUCUUCCUUGUAUGAAGAGCAGGUUCUGUCUAAAUAAUCAUUUGGUAGUUUUAUGGUCAGUUAUUGCAAAAACAACAAAGAAAAACUUGACAGGUGGUGUAAAUACUGCCCAUCAGUAACAGUGGCUGAAAGCCUAGAUGGGAAGGGGAGAGGAGGCGGUACUAUAGGCACUAAAGGGAAAAUGGAAGCAUCGUCCAGACAGGCAGACACCGGACACUCUUCAGGUCGAUUGGUUAAUGGACGUUCAGUCUGCUUCGUGCCUGGAGGGGGGCGACAGAACGAUAGGUGAUGCUUAUUGACUGAGUUUCAGGUCCUCCACUCAGAUUGUGUGGGAUUGUAUUUCCUUGAUCUCUGACCGGACGGUCUGCUCAUGUCUCUGCUGACCAGCAUUCUCUCUCCCUCUGAGCAGUACUGUCUAAUUUAAUGCAGCUAGAGCGCUACAGUCUUUUAUAAUUGUCUCUAAAUGAGUCUUGGUGCAUGGCUUAAAGCGAUAGUUUGGCAGAAAAGUCUAGUUUACACACUUUCCCUCUUUUUCUCCAAAUUUCAGGGCAGUUCAUUUUAGUUCACAAACAAUAAUAAAAUAAAUAAAAGCCUCAUAAAAAAAAACACCGAACAGUGAGACACAGUGCAAAUACAAAAAUUCAGUUCAUUGAUUGUGUUUGUGUUUCAAUGCUAUUGUUUACUAUGUUAUUUAUUUGAAAAAAAUAUACCAGCCACAUGCUAAUCCUUUAAACUGUACAUGACCUUCAUUUGCAAAGAUGCUGAGCAUAUUUAACAAUGCAAAAGAUUGAUAAAUAUGAGCAAAACAAGGUUUAAGCAACUAAAACAUGUCAUACCCAAAACUGAGUCUAAUUCAAAAUGAAAUCAAAUACAACACUCGACUAAGAGGUCUAAUGAUACAAUAAGAAAUGGAUAAAGCUGCUUAGUCUUUACAAUGGUAAGUUGAGAAUUGAGAAAAUUGAGAAAAGAAAAUCAUGAUUAUUUGUAUUUAAGACAUGCUGGGUUCACCCAAACGUUUAUAGCAGACAGUGUAUAUUCACUGUAAAUCUGUAAUGGAAGCUCAGCCUGUGAAAAAAUAGUGUACCUCUGUUAACAGUCAGCAUUUCCUGAACAGCUUUUGCUGUACAAAACAAAUAAAUGUAUAUAUUUUUAUGUAGGCUGCCAAAAAUGAAUAAAUAUAAAUACAAUUCCUGAAAAAGUUCCUCAUAGUGAUGCAGGUUUGUUGUGACAGUAGUCAUUGUGAUUAAUGACAACCAAACGUAACGUUGAGCUAAUAGUUAAGGAUGGAGUAGUUUUUGAGAUUUGCACGUGUCCAUUUUAUUAAGUGGCCAAAUGGUUGAGUUACCUGUUUCCACACGUUCAGGCACAGCGGAAAAACACUUUUCCCACCAACAUUCCCACUAAUCUAGUCACUUGGUGAGGUGUGAGGUCAUUUGAUCCGUUCUGUUAUCGUAGCUCCGUAAUUAAUUUUAACAGUUAGCACAGAACUGUAGGAUGGCUGCUAAUGUUUUUAGCCAUGCUAAUGUACUUUAGUCCAAGCUUAUAGGUAACAGUCUAAAGUCUAAAGCCCUGUUCAUUGUGAUUAUUUGGAUAGGAUUCCAUGAGGAGGUGGAUAAUGCUAGUUCACCACAGCACUACCAUAAUGUUUAUGGUAUGAUGAUAUGAGUGAUUUGCACAGAAUAAGAAUAUAAAUGACAGAGAUGGGAGCGGCUACUCAAUUUACACACCAUUUUUAGUCCAGAAAAGGGUAAAAAAAAA